AUGCGAAGGAUUAAUGGCCUGCUCUGGAAGGAGGCGAUCGUCGAACGGACUCUGCCUGCCAGUCAGCAGACGGACAGACUCGGACCAUUGCACAGAGCGUGCGAACUCACGAACAGACCAUCGGGAAGGGCAGACUGGGCUAUCGACAGGCGGCGAGCCUCCGCACCCCGUCCCGCCGUCCGGGCGGAGUUCCGUCUGCACUGCCGUCCGAACGACACCGUGGUCGCAAUCUGCAGUGCUAUCAACAGCCGUAACACGAUGGCCGCCGCCACCCAGGAUGCCGCCGACCCGCUGCUCUAUCGCCUUCCCGAGUUCCCAUCAGACGACCUAAAUAUUCAUAAAUCACUUGCGAGCAGCGAACAGACGGAGCGUCUUCGAAUGUUGGAUGUAGAAGUUUCGAGCACGCACGACUGCUCGAAUAUGAAUUUAAUGACUCGAUCUGAUGCGGAGCGUGUUUGUGGCAUUCUGCGCAUAGAGAGCGACUGUUCUUCUGGAAAUGAACGAGCUGUCGAGGAAUCGGAUCGAUUAUCUGUGCAGCACAAUAUGUUCGGUACGGUGAAGGGUUGGGUUUAUCCGUCCCGAAAAGGCGGACGAAGUGUGAGGUGCGAGAAAUGCCAGUGCUUCUUUACGCCAGCGGAUUUCGUUGCUCAUUCACAUAACGCGGAUAAGGAAUAUAGGCGAACUGUACACUGGGGAUUUGAUCCAUCAAACUGGCGUCUCAUGUUGGAAUUGGUGAAGCCUUCUUCUGAAUAUAGUAUCAAUGUAAUACGAUGGAAAGAAUUCAUUGAUGAGCCUGUUGAAGCGUCUCAUUGUCUAGCGGGCUGUGAAACUUCGACUGGAAAUUCGACUAACAAGUUUAAGCGAUCAUUGGUAGACAACUCUGUGGCGCUUGAAGAGAAGGCGUUUGAAACCAGCGGCGUUCAGAAUUUGUUCAAAUUGGUAAACUGCUAA
This is a messenger RNA of Angiostrongylus costaricensis, 951 nucleotides long. The record is from the annotation of a GenBank genome assembly. NCBI's taxonomy places the organism in Eukaryota, Metazoa, Nematoda, Chromadorea, Rhabditida, Metastrongylidae.